This is a messenger RNA of Lachancea lanzarotensis, 885 nucleotides long. RefSeq names its product LALA0S03e04874g1_1 (gene SPE3). The transcript has a single exon. Gene Ontology annotation, cellular component: cytosol. Gene Ontology annotation, molecular function: spermidine synthase activity. Gene Ontology annotation, biological process: spermidine biosynthetic process. The coding region runs from base 1 to 885 and encodes 294 amino acids. The record is from RefSeq and is a predicted model, not a curated record. Lineage: Eukaryota; Fungi; Ascomycota; Saccharomycetes; Saccharomycetales; Saccharomycetaceae.
AUGUCUGCUCAAUUAACGCAUCCAACCAUCAAGGAUGGCUGGUUCAGAGAAAUCUCUGACACCAUGUGGCCCGGUCAAGCCAUAACUUUGAGAGUUGAAAAAAUCUUGCACCAUGAGAAGUCUAAAUACCAGGACGUUUUGAUAUUCAAGUCGACUAAUUACGGCAAUGUUUUGGUCUUGGAUAACGUCAUUCAGGCGACUGAAAGAGACGAAUUUGCGUACCAGGAAAUGAUCACCCAUUUGGCCAUGAAUUCGCACCCUAACCCAAAGAGAGUAUUGGUUAUCGGUGGAGGUGACGGUGGUGUUCUCAGAGAAGUUGUCAAGCACGAAUGUGUGGAAGAAGCAUGGUUGUGUGACAUUGACGAGGCUGUCAUAAGACUCUCCAAAGAAUAUCUACCAGAUAUGGCCGCUUCGUACUCUCAUCCUAAGGUCAAAACCCACAUCGGCGAUGGUUUCCAAUUUUUGAGAGACUACCAAAACUCAUUUGAUGUCAUUAUCACCGACUCUUCAGACCCUGAGGGUCCCGCUGAAACUCUUUUUCAAAAAGCUUAUUUUGAACUUUUGAACAGUGCGUUGACCAGCAACGGUGUCAUCACUACUCAGGCCGAAAACAUCUGGUUGCAUUUGCCAAUUAUUAAAGAUUUGAAGAAAGCCUGCUCAGAAGUUUUCCCAGUGGCAGAAUACGCCUACACCACCAUUCCUACUUAUCCAUCUGGUCAAAUCGGGUUCAUGGUGUGCUCUAAAGACGCUAAAGUCGAUGUCAAAAAGCCUUUGCGUGAGAAAUCAGACGAAAAAGAGGUGGAAUUGUACCGCUACUACAACAAACAAAUUCACGAAGCCUCGUUCGUUCUCCCAACCUGGGCCGCCAAGGAAUUAGAGCUGUGA